GCGCCUGUGGGCGGCUGGUUCUCGCAGAACGCGGUUAUGGAGGUAACGCCAGGCGUUGGGCCUCCGUCGCUGGAGGAGCGGCAGCACCUACAGCAGGAGCUGAGUGACUUUGUGGAGACUUGCUACAAGACGCUGGAGGAGGUGACAGUUUCUCUAGGCUGGAGUCUCGACGAGCUGGACCCUGGGGAAGGAGACAGCGAGGAACCCGAGCAGAAUGAAACUGUGGUAUGCCCAUAUGAUUCUAAUCAUCACAUGCCAAAGUCAUCUUUGGUAAGGCACAUGGCAUCUUGUAGGCUCAGGAAAUUGGAUUAUACAAAAGAAGAAGAGGCUGAAAUGUAUGAUUCUGCUUUUUUCUAUGGGAAUGCAAAGAUACCUGUAGUUCACUUGGAUAAGAAUUUACAGUUCCAGAUACUUAAACAAGCCAGGGCUUCCAGUGGAAGAGAUGGUGAUGUUUAUAGCCAAAGGAUUUAUUCUUCAGUGCCUGUUGAAGUGCCUCAGAAUCACAAGCGUUUCAUCUGUGACCUGACCCAAGCUGAUCGUCAUGCCAUCUUUGAUUAUGUCCUUGAAGAGACAAAGAAACAGCGGUCCAGGUCUCAAAUCACUGAAAAUGACAGUGACCUUUUUGUAGACCUGGCUGCUAAAGUCAAUCAAGAUGAUAGUCAGAAGGGUCCAAAAUCUCAUCUUGAAAUUCUGGCCGAAAUGAGAGAUUAUAAAAGACGACGUCAGUCUUACAGAGCGAAGAAUGUUCAUAUAACCAAAAAGUCUUAUACUGAGGUAAUUAGAGAUGUGAUCAGUGUGCACAUGGCAGAGCUCAGCAGCCAUUGGCAGGAGGAAGUGGAACAAGCAGAGGAUGAUGCUGAAAAUGCUUCUAACACAGCAAAAUCUUCUGGAAGAAAGGAGGAAAGACGAUCAGCUUCAGUAGAUUCACGACAGUCUGGGGAAAGCCAUAAAGAUGCUGACCACUCAAGACACAGAAGAGAUAGAAGCCGGAGCCCACGUAAACGAAAAAGAAGUAAGGAGAAAGAGAGAGAUAGGGACUUAAGAAGAAAGAGAGAUAGGGAUGAAGAAAGGCAUCAUGGCCAUAAAAGAAGAAAAUAGCAAAGUAAGGGUCAGAAAGAUAAGUGAAAAUAUUUAUACAUAUGUGUUUAUUAAUGAUGUUUAUGUAAUAUGAACUAAUGAAGAUAGUUCAACUAUCUCAGCUACUCGAGGGACCAAGAAAUAUAAUGUACUUAUUUUUAUUGUAAUUGCAUUUUGUUGGAACUAUGUGUAAUUAAAGUAUC
This is a messenger RNA of Dromiciops gliroides (monito del monte), 1280 nucleotides long. It is a transcript of the gene SNRNP48, whose product is annotated as small nuclear ribonucleoprotein U11/U12 subunit 48. The record is from RefSeq and is a predicted model, not a curated record. The transcript has 9 exons. Gene Ontology annotation, cellular component: U12-type spliceosomal complex; cytosol; nucleoplasm. Lineage: Eukaryota; Metazoa; Chordata; Mammalia; Microbiotheria; Microbiotheriidae. The coding region runs from base 37 to 1098 and encodes 353 amino acids.